This is a messenger RNA of Penicillium manginii, 849 nucleotides long. Its product is annotated as heme-dependent oxidative N-demethylase family protein. The record is from RefSeq and is a predicted model, not a curated record. NCBI's taxonomy places the organism in Eukaryota, Fungi, Ascomycota, Eurotiomycetes, Eurotiales, Aspergillaceae. The transcript has 4 exons. Bases 1 to 849 code for a protein of 282 amino acids.
AUGGCCAUCAAACCAGAACCUCUAUCUGAUCUCGUAACAGUUGACAACCAAUAUCUGGACCGAGUAACGACCCGCCGAAAUAUAAUUGCCGAAUACAAAAACACCGUCCACGGCUGUCUGCCCGGGGGCGAGAGUGCUGUCCACGAGCUCUACUCUUAUCUCCUAACUCAUCAUCUACCCAUCCGCUUCCCGGAUCUUUUCACUUGCCAGGGUAAACUAUUUCAUAACAGAGUAACAGGCAAAUCAUUCCCUACGACCCCGCCGCAAGACCCGGAGACUUGUCUCCGAAUACUCGGCGAAACGGUAGAAGAGGAUAUCUUCCUCCUGAUGGAAACGGAGACAACUCACAAAUGUCUGGCAUUCACAUGUUGCUUCCCGACGGGCUUUGAUCCAUCUUCGAAGCUGGGUUUAGAUCUUCGGGGUAUACAUGGUCCUGUGCCAGCCUAUGAAAAGAUCGGGCCUAGUAUGGAGAGAUUCUUUCGGAAGCUUGAGGUUGGGAAGAGUGUGAAGAGAAUGAAUUGGAAUAUCCAAACUGGUGAUUAUUUGAUCAAUGUGGCAGGGAAUCACAUCAAAGAAGGCGACGAAUUUGUAGCCGACGAAGAUGUCGACCAUUCAACGGCCAAUCUUCGAAUCGAGCUCCAAACUUUGACGCGCCUCCCUGAAACAAAAUUUGUGCUUUUUUGCUUCAAAACUUACCUCUAUCCAUUGGCCAAUAUCAAGGCAGAAGGCACUGGCCCGGAACUUGCCGAUGCUAUAGAGGGCCUCCAGAAGGGCAACGCACCCGGUAUGUUCAAGUACAAGAGCGCGGUUCGAUGGGGAAAGAGUGUGGCAGAGUAUUUACGAUCAUGA